CGCCUCGGAUUCCCCCUCCUUCUGACUCUUUGCGACUCCUCCUUUCAUUUCCUAUCGUAUGGAUCUUUUCCCCGUUGUUGCGCUGGUCACCAUCAUCCUUUGAGUGCCGUGCUCACCAUUGGCUUGCCGUCCCACAUCUCCACCUUCUUCCCCGGCUCCAUCAUGGCUCUUUGCGACCUCUGUUGAUUUGCCUCUUAAAAUUGCUCCCUCCCCGGUUACCUUUCUACCCUGGCUCUGGCUCAGUGGUUGCACGUUCCGCCUGCAGGAAUGUUCAUCGCCCGGUAUAUAAUUCUGAACACUGGCUGAUUUCCCCUGCUCUGGCCCCAACCGAUACGAAUUGGCAACAUAAUCCGAUUGCCUAUUGCCAUUAGUGAGCGGUGGUUCUUCACACCACCCCCUGGUGAAGCAUUUCUUAUUUCGCGCUGAGCGACCGCGAGAAUGUCAAGUCGAGGCAUUCUUGACGGCCAAUGGGCCGAUCAAUACAAGUAUAUGCGGUCGUCCGCAUCCUCAUUCUGGCUGCAACAUCUCCACCCUCGUCGCUUAAGAGCUCGUCCCAUCAGGAUCUUCUUUCUAUUCGUAGCAUGUUUUUUCUUGCUCACCUUAUGGUCGCGCUCAUCCAGCGAUCCAUCGAUUAACUUCUGGGUAAAGUACCCAUCCUAUCCUCCGACGCGACAGCGCCCUGAAGAUACGCCAAUGCUCCUUAGUGGGCGACAUGCCAUGAAUAAGAACGAGACCGCCCCUCUGGGCCUAGGAAGGUCGGCGCCGUCCUUUCACCUCCUUAUACCCGUGUCGCACAAAUCAGCUUCGCUCUGUCGCACCGUGACGUCGUCGAUGAUCCUGAACUACCCACCGCCGACCCUGAUCAGCUACGGAAAGUCCACUUCGGACGGGAGCACAGAAUACUCCGCUAUGGUAGACAGGAUCGCGGGGAUAUACAAUUACCUCGCAUACAGCACACAGUUGAAUGACGAUGAUCUGGUCCUCAUUGUCGACUCGCAGGAUGUGUUUUUCCAGUUGCCUGCAGAGGUGUUGGUUCAGCGUUUUCAGGACCUGCUACGGGAGACCAACGAGAAAUUGCUACGCAAAUACGGCACCAUAACCCUGGACCUGCCCUUUCGUAAAGAAGGCAAACAGACUCUGCAAAAAUACUCUCAGAGAGUCUUGUUUGCCGCUAGCAAGACGUGUAUAUCGAGUCAUUCUCAGGAUCCAGGUUGCGUGACGGUACCGCAAUCGAGUUUGCCUCCUGAUGCUUACGGUUGGAAGACCGACACGGAAGGACACUUGAAUCGACCACGGUGGCUCAAGCCUGGCGCAGUCAUGGGCCAGGUGGGUGACUUACGGCUCAUAUACGCCGAGAUAUUGCAUUACGUCCAUCAGCACCGCAACUCGCGGGGAGACUAUCUGGCGAUGACCCAGAUGUUUGGGCGCCAGGAAUAUUUACGCGAGCUGGAACGAAGAAACAGCGUCAGCAGGCUGAAAGAAUGGCUCUAUCGUCGGAUCGGCAUCUCGGAUGCGUCAAAUCUCACUGGAGCCAUCCCGCCACGCUUGACAGCGGGCACUCGGUAUGAGUAUGGCAUCGGGGUUGACUAUGAAUCCCGUUUGUUCUUCAACAUGUUCAACGCCAAGAUGGAUGUCGAAUGGCUCCACUAUCACAACGUGAGCACGACUUCAGCGGUGCAGAUGAAGCAUGGCGUGCCCAGAGAGAGACGUCUCAUGCUUCCCGAAGACCUUGAUCCCGUGAAACUCGGCAAUCCAUUUGUUCAGCCCCGAUUUACGAAGGAUGACUGGCCAAACCCCCCUUGGAAUGCUACACUGGACAAGCUGCCAAAUUAUCGCAACCACACGUGGCGUGAUCUUCCAUUAAUGACAAACAUCCAUUCGGCAUCUGUCCCAGCUCUGCUACAUCUCGACGGGGAUAAAUCUGUUCGUGACAAAUGGUGGUCGGAGAUGUGGUACCAGCCAUGGGCCCGGGCACUUCUCCGCAAGUACAUGCGCACCAGCUCUGGAUUUGACGCCUCUCAGUCUGCCUUGAUGGGCGGCCAAGAAUGGUGGGACAUGCGUGGCGGCAAGGGAGGCCUGUGGACGGACAAGGGUGAGUGGCUCAAUUAUGGCGAGGUUUGCGGUAGCUAUACCAGGGAUGUGUUCGACGAUGAUCUUGGGCCAUUUGGCCAGGAGAAUGGAGAGGAUGCCGACGAGCCCGUCUACAACCAGUUCGGGAAUGUUAUCAAGGGUAAAGAGGAUCUGGCCUCUACCCCGUGGUAGACCGCUCCUCUUGGAUCUCAGAGACUGGUUUUCUGAGGUCCGAGCCCACAGAGAGGCGGAUGAGACGCGUGCUGGCUGACGAUCUCAUGUAGUCGCCAGGCGUGAUCGAUUCUCGUUGCACAUAUUACGCGAUUGGCGCCACGGAGCGCAGCAAUAGUCCGGUCAUGAGUCAUGGCUGUGCAUAUAUUCCCACGGUGUUGGGCUUUCCUUAUUUGAAUUAGCGAAUUAUGUUGUCUGCUUCGCUGUGAAACGUGGCAUGCCUUUAGAGCAGCCACUUUGAAAUGGCUAGCGUCCUCACUUGGACUGCGCGGAAGCAGUAGCCACUGCAUAUAACUCACCAGAGAUACCAAUCUUGUAUAGAUAGAUAGAGC
Aspergillus brunneoviolaceus CBS 621.78 is the source of this 2633-nucleotide messenger RNA. Its product is annotated as glycosyltransferase domain-containing protein. The transcript has 2 exons. The record is from RefSeq and is a predicted model, not a curated record. Lineage: Eukaryota; Fungi; Ascomycota; Eurotiomycetes; Eurotiales; Aspergillaceae. The coding region runs from base 439 to 2262 and encodes 607 amino acids.